Molecule: messenger RNA, 957 nt
Organism: Cylindrotheca closterium
Lineage: Eukaryota; Bacillariophyta; Bacillariophyceae; Bacillariales; Bacillariaceae
Source: the annotation of a GenBank genome assembly
AUGGUCGCCAAACAAGGAAUGAUCAGCGUGACCCUCACGAAGAAGUCUCCCGACCAAAAAUUUGGUGUCGAUUUGAAACAAGACAAGGAUGGAACCGUGUUUGUCAAGAAAAUCUCCAAGAGCGGUCUAUUUCACGGCUCCGAACUCGAAGUCGAGGACAAAAUCUUGUCCAUCAAUGGCAAACGCAUUACCAAACGUCAAACUCUUGUUGAAUACAUGGAAGAAACAGUAGACAAUGAGACGAUCGAAAAGAUUACCAUUGUCGCCAAAAAGCCAUCUGCUUGGGGUAAAAGUCCCACACCCGAUGGAGAAAAGAAAGUCUUUAAAAAAGAAAUCAAGUUGAAUCCGGAUGGAACUCCUAUACCUUAUGAACUUGCCGAUGGGAUGGGAGACGAAGAAGAAAAGGAGCAAAUCAUGAUCAAGGCUACCAAAGGAAAAGAUGGGCAAGAUGUAGGAGUGGCUUUUACCAAGGUCGGAGAUAAAUUGUUUGUGUGUGGAAUCUCCGCCGACAGUAUAUUUCAUCCCUCCAAAAAUACAGGAGGUGGCCCACAAUUGGAAUUUGGUGAUCGCGUGGCUUCGGUCAAUGACACCAACUUUAUGAAUUAUGCCGACGCUGCCUUUGCCACCAAGCUACUCGGCAAGAAGUCCGCCAAGGAAUGUGUUUUGUAUGUGGAAAAAGGAUGGGAAAUCUUGGGAACCGGUCAUGUGGAUCCCAUUCAUUUCGAUCCAUCACUGGCACGUGGUGGCAAGGCACGAUACGCCGAACCCAAAAAAGAAACGAAAGCGGAACCCGAAUCGGAUGAUAAUGGUAGCAUUUCGUCCGAUGAGAUACCAUCGGAAUCGGAAGAUGAAAAGGAACCAGAAGGAUCGGGGGUUGCCAAACCAGAUUUGAAGGAAGUGGCACCUCCACCCAAGGACGAUACACCUGUGGACGGUGGUAUGUGGUGGGAUAACUAA